This is a messenger RNA of Naegleria fowleri, 1869 nucleotides long. RefSeq lists its product as uncharacterized. The transcript has a single exon. Lineage: Eukaryota; Heterolobosea; Eutetramitea; Acrasida; Naegleriidae. Gene Ontology annotation, molecular function: protein binding. The record is from RefSeq and is a predicted model, not a curated record. The coding region runs from base 1 to 1869 and encodes 622 amino acids.
AUGUCUUUCUUUUUGACACACACCGCCCGAACAUCAAGAGCACUCGUUCUCAGCAGCAACAGGAUGAUGACUCACAAGCCUUCUUCCUACCAUGCCAUGUUCCGACUCGGUCUUCUCUCAGUGACUGGUUCCACUGGUACAUUAAUUGAUCGAUCAUACUCGACUCGAGUCCACUCAACAACGACAUUGAAUCUUCAUCCCAAAUUCAAUCCUAAUGGAAUGAACAAUCAACAUUGUUCAUUUUCAACAUCUUUUAAAGAUACUACAAAAUCAAAGAAAACUUUCAAGUCCAAAACCAACAAGAGCACUGCCUCUUCUUUCAACAAGAACACGACUGCUCCCAACAACUCCAACAACAACUUUAAAUCCAACAACAACUUUAAAUCCAACAACAACUCUAACAAGAGCACGACUGUUCCCAACAAAUCCAACAGCAACAACAACUCUCACAACAACUCUAACAACUCCACUGUUCAAGUUGUUGUUGUUGGAGAAGAUGAUUCAACCAAAAAGUCUCCUCCAACCUACGAAGAGGCCGUGAAAAGAAAAAAUGAAAUUAUGGACACUCUUGAUUUUUACACCAAAAUGAAAAAAAAGAAUACUCCAGUGUCUCCUUCCACCGACAAGUCUCGAGGACCACUCUUUGAAGUCUAUCGGGAAGUUAAAUUUUUCUUAAAUGACAAUGAGCGUUAUCAUCUCGGAGUGGUUGGAGCUCUCUUAGAUAAAUUAGUGGACACAAUUCAACAAGUUGGAGAUGUUGAAACAGCAAGAACAUUAUUAAGUUUAUUGACCUCUCGAAUUGAUAAUUGUAAGAAUAUGGGUCUCUCUCCAGAAGUUGUGGUUAAGAAACUCAAAUUGAAACCAAAAAUUACAAAAUUACUACAAGUCAUUAUUACACAAGGUAAUGAUGUCGCUGGUGCUAUAGCCUUUUUACGUAAUUCAAAGAAUGAACAUGGUCAAACAGCACCAUACAUUGGAACAAGUGCAUUUACUGUUGUGUUGAAUGGACUUGUUGAUGAAAUUAAAGUGUUCAAACCUACUUGUGAACACAAUUCUGUUGUAAUGAAGAGAGCGAUGGAAUUAUUUAAUUGGAUGGAUGAGAGCGAUGAAGUUUUAGUACCACCUGAUGAAUAUACAUUUACAGCUCUCAUCAGAGGAUAUGCUUUGAUUUGUGAUAUGGGAAUGGCAAUGGAACUUUAUAAUCAAAUGUCUACUGAAUAUGGAAUGAAACCACCCGUAAUAACAAAAGAAAUUAUUAUUGAAGGUUAUAUCAAAGAAGGAAAUGUCGACAAAGCUUAUGAAUUUUUCAAAGAAAAUUGUACUGAAGAUUAUGAUGGUUAUUAUAAUACUCUAAUUGUUGGAUUUACUCAGGAUUCAAAACUAGACAAGGCAUAUGAAUUGGUUGAUGAAAUGAUCAGCAAGAAUGUUACCGUGUCCACAGCGACAUACAACUCUUUGUUGAUUGGAUUAGUUCGAUCUAAAAAUUAUACCCAACAAGAUAUUGAUGCUAUUUUGAAGAGUAUGGAAACACGCAAGUUGAUACCUAAUGCAAGGACCUUUUCAUUAAUAAUCAAAUGCUUAAUUCAACAAGGAAAGAUGAACGAAGCAAUCGAGUAUUAUGGCCAUCAUCCUGAGGCAGUUCCAGGAGCAAAAUUCAUAGCAGCAAGUUUAUUGAAAACUGGAAGAUUGGAAGAAGCUGAAAAUUUGAUGGAACAAAUGAUUUCUGCAUACAAGAAAUACAACUUUGUGGAGCCACACACCAUGUCCAGGACCAUUCAAUACUUGAUCAAAGUCAUGUUGUCCGUAGGAAGUGUUAAGAGAGCAAAUCAUUGGCGAAAAUUAUUGCCAAGAAUCACAAGCAGAGAUUAA